Molecule: messenger RNA, 1794 nt
Organism: Aureobasidium pullulans EXF-150
Lineage: Eukaryota; Fungi; Ascomycota; Dothideomycetes; Dothideales; Saccotheciaceae
Product: alpha/beta-hydrolase
Exons: 4
Coding region: 1-1794 (597 amino acids)
Molecular function (GO): dipeptidyl-peptidase activity
Source: RefSeq, a predicted model, not a curated record
AUGCCGAACGAAAUUCGCCAGGACAUCACAACCAUUGAUGAGACCUCAUUCCCCUAUGUGUUUGAGCAAAAUGCAACCAUCCAACUGAAAGAUGCAUCUGGUCUUGUACGCUGCAAUGUGUAUAGGCCAAAAGACGGUGCCGAAAGAUGGCCUGUCUUGAUGACGUAUGGCCCCUAUGGCAAAGACAUCCCAUAUCAAGAUUUCCACCCACGAUCCUUCUCGGAGGUUAAUCCAGAGCAUAAGUCUGCCCACUCAGCAUGGGAAGUGCCGGACCCUGGAUAUUGGACUUCCAAAGGCUAUGUUGUCGUAAGAGCAGAUGAACGCGGUCUUGGACAGUCCCCUGGAAAGCUUGAUACAAUGUCUCGCGGCACAAGCGACGCAUUCGUCGAUGUCGUUGAGUGGGCUGCCGAGCAGUCUUGGUCCACGGGUAGGGUUGGCCUCCUGGGCAUCAGCUAUUUCGGAGGCAGCCAGUGGAGAGUUGCUGCUCGUCAACCAAAAGGUCUUGCCUGCAUCAUUCCUUGGGAAGGCAUGUCGGACUAUUAUCGUGAUCGCUGCAGACACGGCGGUAUCCUCUCGAGCAAAUUCAUUCGCUUCUGGUGGGAUCGGCAAGUUGUAAGCAAUCAAUACGGCAAAGGUGGAAGGGCUGCUAGAAAAUGGGGCCCUGAUACCAUUGAAGGCAAUUUGAGCGAGGACGAACUGCGUGGAAAUCGUCAGGAUCAGAAUGAGGACAAUGCCAACAACCACUUCCGCGACGAUCCCUAUUAUGCUUCGAAAGAGUAUAACAUGGCCGACAUCCAUGUACCACUUCUUAGUGUCGCUAAUUGGGGCGGCAUCCACCUUCAUCUACGCGGUAACGUCGAGGGUUGGGCUGGUGCAGGCUCGGAGCUGAAGUACCUGCGCUUCAUUACCGGCCGCCACGACUUGCCUUUCUACUACAAGGAGGAAGUUGAGGUUCAACGCAGCUUCCUCGAUGCGUUCUUGAAGGGCGAAGACCGUGGUGGAUGGUCCAAUGGUACGGCCCCGAAGGUGGAUCUGGUUCUCCGAAAGGGUGACGUGGGCUUCAACAAUCCUGAAGGCGAGAAAACAUUUCCACGCCGAGUCGAGAGCGAGUGGCCACUCGCACGUACUCAAUAUACUCCAUACUAUCUCACGCCUGAUCUGACUCUCACGACUUUGCAACCAGAUGAUGUUAUAAGGUCUAAGCUCGGAUACAAGGCAUUGGGAUUCAUGGAUCAACCUCAAAUGCUCCAAUUCUCGACCGCAGCAUUCGAGCAAGAAACCGAGAUCACGGGACAUAUUACCGCACAUCUCAACGUAUCGGUCUCUCCAGAGGGCGAAACAGUACCGACUGACAUCGACCUUUUCCUCACUCUCAGGCACUUCUCCGCCGAGGGCAAAGAAAUUUUCUACACCGGCACCGGAGGCGACAAUGUACCUCUGUGUAAGGGCUGGCUCAGAGUUUCCUUCCGUAAAAUCAACAGUGAGCAUGCUAGGCACAGAUCCUAUCUGCCUUACAGAGACUACUUCUCAUCAGACGUUCUACCGGUCAUCCCUGGCGAAAUCUAUCCUGUUGAUAUCGAAGUAUGGCCUACGAAUGUCAUCUUGGAGAAGGGAGAGAGGCUUGUUCUCGACGUUGCAUCCGGCGACACUCAAGGCUGUGAGAACUUUCAGCACAACUCUCCCGUAGAUAGGCAAGUCGUCGUAUCACCCGAAAAGUUGAUGGGCCGAAAUUUCAUCCACUUCAGCUCUGAGCGCCCUAACUUCAUCACUCUGCCCAUCAUCCCACCCAAGUAG